Messenger RNA from Heterocephalus glaber (naked mole-rat), 13329 nucleotides. RefSeq names its product nuclear factor of activated T cells 5 (gene Nfat5). Lineage: Eukaryota; Metazoa; Chordata; Mammalia; Rodentia; Bathyergidae. The record is from RefSeq and is a predicted model, not a curated record. Gene Ontology annotation, molecular function: DNA-binding transcription factor activity, RNA polymerase II-specific; transcription factor binding; RNA polymerase II cis-regulatory region sequence-specific DNA binding. Gene Ontology annotation, biological process: cytokine production; regulation of transcription by RNA polymerase II; calcineurin-NFAT signaling cascade. Gene Ontology annotation, cellular component: transcription regulator complex.
CCGCUCUUCCCGGCUGCCGCACUCCCCCCUCCGCGCCUGCGCAUUGCCCCGCGGGGGGGCGGGGCUCAGAUUUCUGUCAGCGGCGGCGGCGGUGGCGGCGACCGUCAGUUUUCGCUGAGGAGAAGCACGGAACGGACCCGUUGGUUCUCUCCCCUCCCUUUCCCCGCCCCGAACCUCUCUCCUGGCUCUCCAGGAGUCAGUCCCCGUGGAGUUUCCCUCCGUCCUGCCGUCGUUUCGUCGGUCCUCGGCCCGGUGGAAGUCAACUGCCCUCGAGGAGGAGGCAGCGGCAGCCCGCUCUAGCCGCCCCCGGUUCGGUGCCCGCGGUCCCCGAGAGGAGGUGCCGCCGCCACCGCCGCUCCCCCCCUCCCGCUGCCUUCGGGCCGGGCUGGGUCGAGCUGCGAUGCCCUCGGACUUCAUCUCAUUACUCAGCGCGGACCUAGACCUGGAAUCGCCCAAGUCCCUGUACUCGCGAGAUUCUCUGAAGUUACACCCAUCACAGAAUUUUCAUAGAGCUGGACUAUUGGAAGAAUCUGUCUAUGAUCUUCUCCCAAAGGAGUUACAGUUACCUCCAUCUAGAGAAACAUCUGUAGCAUCAAUGAGUCAGACAAGUGGUGGUGAGGCAGGCUCGCCUCCUCCAGCUGUAGUUGCUGCUGAUGCUUCUUCAGCUCCCUCCUCUUCCUCCAUGGGCGGUGCUUGCAGCUCCUUUACCACCUCUUCCAGCCCUACCAUUUAUUCUACCUCAGUCACCGACAGCAAGGCUAUGCAAGUGGAGAGCUGCUCCUCAGCCGUGGGGGUAAGUAACAGAGGGGUAAGUGAAAAGCAGUUAACCAGUAACACAGUUCAGCAGCAUCCAUCAACCCCGAAGAGGCACACAGUUUUGUACAUCUCACCACCACCUGAGGACUUGCUGGAUAACAGUCGGAUGUCCUGCCAGGAUGAGGGGUGUGGAUUGGAAUCUGAGCAGAGCUGCAGUAUGUGGAUGGAGGAUUCCCCCUCCAACUUCAGUAACAUGAGCACCAGUUCCUACAAUGAUAACACUGAGGUACCUCGUAAAUCACGAAAACGAAAUCCAAAGCAGAGGCCGGGGGUCAAACGACGAGAUUGUGAAGAAUCUAAUAUGGAUAUAUUUGAUGCCGACAGUGCCAAAGCACCUCACUAUGUGCUUUCUCAGCUUACUACGGACAGCAAAAGCAACUCAAAAGCUGGAAAUGGAACAUUAGACAAUCAAAAAGGAACGGGAGUAAAGAAGAGCCCUAUGUUGUGUGGACAGUAUCCUGUUAAAAGCGAAGGAAAGGAGCUGAAAAUAGUUGUACAACCUGAGACCCAGCACCGAGCUCGGUACCUGACUGAGGGUAGCCGUGGCUCAGUAAAAGAUAGAACCCAGCAAGGCUUUCCUACAGUAAAGCUGGAAGGCCAUAAUGAACCAGUAGUGUUACAGGUGUUUGUGGGCAAUGACUCUGGUCGAGUAAAACCACAUGGAUUUUAUCAGGCCUGCAGAGUAACUGGACGAAACACAACUCCCUGCAAAGAAGUGGACAUUGAAGGCACCACUGUUAUAGAAGUUGGCCUUGAUCCUAGCAACAACAUGACAUUGGCGGUGGACUGUGUAGGGAUAUUAAAAUUGAGGAAUGCUGAUGUUGAAGCCAGAAUAGGAAUUGCUGGUUCCAAGAAGAAAAGCACUCGAGCAAGAUUGGUUUUUCGAGUUAACAUCACAAGGAAAGAUGGCUCUACUUUGACAUUGCAAACACCCUCCUCUCCAAUUUUGUGUACUCAGCCAGCCGGAGUGCCAGAGAUCUUAAAGAAAAGCUUGCAUAGCUGUUCAGUGAAAGGAGAGGAAGAAGUGUUUUUAAUUGGCAAGAACUUUCUUAAAGGAACUAAAGUUAUUUUCCAAGAAAACGUUUCUGAUGAAAACUCUUGGAAAUCAGAAGCUGAAAUUGACAUGGAAUUAUUUCAUCAGAACCAUCUUAUUGUCAAGGUUCCUCCAUAUCAUGACCAGCAUAUAACUUUGCCUGUAUCUGUGGGAAUAUACGUAGUGACCAAUGCUGGAAGAUCCCAUGAUGUUCAGCCAUUCACUUACACUCCAGACCCAGCAGCAGCUGGUACUUUGAAUGUAACUGUGAAGAAGGAAAUGUCUAGCCCAGCAAGACCUUGCUCUUUUGAAGAAGCCAUGAAAGCAAUCAAAACUACUGGAUGUAACUUAGAUAAGGUAAAUAUUCUUCCUAGUGCCCUGAUCACUCCACUCAUAUCAAGCAGUAUGAUUAAGAGUGAAGAUGUUACUCCAAUGGAAGUAACAGCAGAAAAAAGAUCUUCCCCUAUUUUUAAGACUACAAAGACAGUUGGAUCAACUCAACAAGCUUUAGAAAAUAUCUCUAACAUACCAGGAAAUGGGUCCUUCUCAUCACCAUCAUCUUCCCACUUACCUUCGGAAAAUGAAAAGCAGCAGCAGCUUCAGUCCAAGGCAUAUAACACAGAAACGCUGACUACCAUCCAAACACAGGACAUCUCACAGCCUGGGACCUUUCCAGCAGUUUCUGCCUCUAGUCAGCUACCUGGCAGUGAGGCACUACUCCAGCAGGCUACACAGUUUCAGGCAAGAGAAACUCAGUCUAGAGAAGUAUUACAGUCAGAUGGUACAGUGGUUAACUUGUCACAACUAACUGAGGCCUCACAACAACAGCAGCAGUCACCAUUACAAGAACAAGCACAGACUUUACAGCACCAGAUUUCAUCAAAUAUUUUUCCCUCACCAAGUAGUGUGAGUCAGCUACAAAAUACUAUUCAGCAGUUGCAGGCAGGAAGUUUUACAGGCAGUGCUACUAGUAGCAACAGUGGAAGUGUUGAUUUGGUCCAGCAAGUUUUAGAGGCACAACAACAGCUAUCUUCAGUUUUAUUUUCUGCUCCAGAUGGCAAUGAGAAUGUUCAAGAACAGCUCAGUGCAGACAUUUUUCAACAAGUCAGUCAAAUUCAAAAUAGUGUAAGCCCUGGAAUGUUUUCCUCAACAGAGCCAGCUGUCCACACCAGGCAAGAUAAUUUAAUACCUGGAAGAGCUGAAAGUGUUUGUCCACAGACUGAAGGCACAUUGUCUAAUCAGCAGCCGCAACAGCAACAACAGCAAGUGAUGGAACCAUCAGCUGCAAUGGUGAUGGAAAUGCAACAGAGUAUUUGCCAGGCAGCUGCCCAAAUUCAGUCAGAGUUAUUCCCUUCAACUCCUUCAGCAAAUGGAAACCUUCAACAGUCACCAGUUUACCAGCAGCCUUCUCACAUGAUGAGUGCACUGUCUGCCAACGAGGACAUACAAAUGCAGUGUGAAUUGUUUUCUUCUCCUGCAGUUUCUGGAAAUGAAACUUCUACAACCACCACACAGCAAGUUGCAACCCCUGGGACUACCAUGUUUCAGACACCAAGCUCAGGAGAUGGAGAAGAAACUGGAGCACAAGCAAAACAGAUUCAGAACAGUGUCUUUCAGACGAUGGUCCAAAUGCAACAUAGUGGGGACAAUCAGCCUCAAGUUAACCUUUUUUCAUCUACAAAAAGUAUGAUGAGUGUUCAGAAUAGUGGUACCCAGCAACAAGGUAAUGGUUUAUUCCAGCAAGGGAAUGAGAUGAUGUCACUUCAGUCUGGGAAUUUUUUGCCACAGUCUUCUCACUCACAGGCUCAGCUUUUUCAUCCUCAGAAUCCUAUUGCUGAUCCUCAGAACCUUACCCAGGAAACUCAAGGUUCUAUUUUUCAUAGUCCAAAUCCUAUUGUCCACAGUCAGACUUCUACACCAUCCUCUGAACAAAUGCAACCUCCAAUGUUUCACUCUCAGAGUACCAUUGCUGUGUUGCAGGGCUCUUCAGUUCCACAAGACCAGCAGUCACCCAACAUAUUUCUUUCCCAAAGUCCUAUGAAUAAUCUUCAAACUAACACAGUAGCCCAAGAAGAACAGAUUUCAUUUUUUGCACAGAACUCAAUUUCUUCACUUCAGUCAACAUCAAACACUGAACAGCAAGCUGCUUUCCAACAGCAGUCUCCAAUAUCACAUAUCCAGAACCCUAUGCUUUCCCAAGAACAGGCUCAACCUUCCCAACAAGGUUUAUUUCAGCCUCAGGUCUCACUGGGCUCCCUUCCACCUAAUCCAAUGCCUCAGAACCAACAAGGAGCAAUGUUCCAGGCACAGCACUCAAUAGUGGCCAUGCAGAGUAAUUCUCCGUCUCAGGAGCAACAGCAGCAGCAACAGCAACAACAGCAACAGCAACAACAGCAACAGAGCAUUUUAUUCAGUAAUCAGAAUACCAUGGCUACAAUGGCAUCUCAAAAGCAACCACCACCAAACAUGAUAUUUAGCCCAAAUCAAAAUCCAAUGGCUAGUCAGGAGCAACAGAACCAGUCGAUUUUUCACCAACAAAAUAAUAUGGCCUCAAUGAAUCAAGAGCAGCAGCCCAUGCAAUUUCAGAAUCAGCCCACAGUUUCCUCACUUCAGAACCCUGGUCCUACUCCAUCUGAGUCUUCACAGACCUCCUUGUUCCAUAGCUCUCCUCAGAUUCAGUUGGUACAAGGGUCACCCAGUUCUCAAGAGCAGCAAGUUACACUCUUCCUCUCUCCAGCAUCCAUGUCUGCCUUGCAGACCAGUAUAACCCAACAAGACAUGCAACAGUCUCCUCUUUAUUCCUCUCAGAACAACUUGCCUGGAAUCCAAGGAGCCACAUCUUCACCUCAACCACAGUCUACUUUAUUUCACAACACUGCAGGAGGAACAAUGAACCAACUACAGAAUUCUCCUGGCUCAUCUCAGCCGACUUCAGGAAUGUUCUUAUUUGGCAUUCAGAAUAACUGUAGUCAGCUUUUAACCUCUGGACCAGGUACAUUGCCAGAGCAGUUGAUGGCCAUAAGUCAGCCAGGCCAACCACAAAACGAGGGGCAGUCACCUGUGACAACACUUCUGUCUCAGCAAAUGCCAGAGAAUUCUCCACUGGCAUCCUCUAUAAACACCAACCAGAACAUCGAAAAGAUUGAUUUGCUCGUUUCUUUGCAAAACCAAGGGAACAGCUUGACUGGCUCCUUUUAACUGGAUAUAAUUUCCUUGGGGGAAAAAUCGUGAUUCCAGGAUGUCCUGAGAUCUUGUGGUUCUGUGAAGCUUACUGAACUAUAUUACUAAAAAAAUAAAAAUAAAAAACUGAGUACAUGGAUAGAUUUUAUUCUUACUGCAAAAGAGCACAUCUUUGCUGCCUGUUGCAGUAAUUAGCCACCAAUGUUAACAUCUUCAUAUUUUAUAUUCCUAAUAACAGUGAUGACUGAGAAUCUGUUUGAAUUUCUAACUGACAGAAUUAAUUGUUGCCAUUUUCCUACGCACAAUUUCUUUAAAAGUGCAGUUUAAAUUCAAAGUUGGACAGCUCAGUUACUGCUAUUAGAAAAUAAUAUUUGUCAUGUUUACUUUUGAUCAUUAUUUUCUCUCACAUUUUAGUCACACAAAGGUUUAUGAAGAGGUAAAGUUCAUUAAUAACUAAGGCUGAUUUUUUUUUUUUAAUAUGAAAAGUACAGCGGUUGGCCAAAGUGAAGGAAUCUUUCAGUUUUUAUGGAAAAAUUGAAGGGGUAACGUUCUGACAAGUAAGCUGUAUUAAGAACUCUACACAAAUUAGAGGACUCUGGAUUAAACACAAAAGCAGAUGACACACUUUACAAAACUGGGGACAGCUGGAAUGCUAUUGAUUUUAUUUUUCAGAGAGUUAGUUCUCUGUAUUUCUACUAAGAGGUUUAGCCAUAACUGCAUAGAAAAAUUGUUAUUUUGCUCUAUGAAAAAUGAAGGAGGUAAUACAUGGUAAAUUAUGUUCUGAUAUCCUCCUACAGUUUAACUGACAGUAAUUAGUCUGUUUUCUUCUUAAUCCAGUCACAGGCUGGAAUUCCCUUUUAUAUGCAUCUCUUAUUUUCCACUUCCUUUUCACUUCAAUUUAGACAACUAUUAAUAUACUACUGUGACCCUGUAGCAACUUAAAUGGAAAGGCCACUUUGACCCCAGGUGACCUAGCGACUCUGCAGCACAGGGCAAGGAGUACUCUUUUGGAAUUAUUGGGAGCUGAUUCCUGAAAGAACAAUGCAUCUAUUUCCCCACACACCCUGCCCCCAUGAACGGUGCUGUUCUGAAGUCUUUAAAUUUUUUCCUCUAAUAAAAAACAGUAUACAUUUUCAUUUGAAAAACAAAGGCAAACUAAAACUUGUUGAAACAUUACUUCUCCCUGAGCUGCAGUGAAUGUAAUUCACUUGUCACCUCAGUGCUUUAAAGUUGAAGAGGUCGCUUACCUAAUGGCUCCCCCAAGCCUUAGGCUUUACAGGGUCAUAUCAUUGGCUUAAAAUUAAGUGUACUAACUUGUGUUACAUCUAUAAAGAGCAAAAUAACACUCCAGAACUUGCAGAUGUAGCGUUAGUUAUACAGUUUUGGGUGUUCUUGCCACCCAUGGGAUGCCUGCUUCUAACUACCACCUGUGUCAAGAUAUGUGCUUAUGUCUAAUUUUCCUUUGGGCAUGUGGAAAGCUGUCAAUGCAGUAUAAGGCCAACGUGUGUGUGGGUUCUAUGUACUGAUAAAAAUUUUGGUAUCCUUGUCCAUUUGUUUUUUAAAUGUACAAAAAAUAGCCUGUUAAUUGUUGUUGGAAGCUACUUUUCUGUUUGAUUUUUUUUUUUUUCCCUCUUCCUAUCCUAUACAUUUAGUUGAACUGUGUGGAAUUGUGGUGUUGGUUUUGUUUAUAUAGCUAGAUUUUAUCCUUUCUGUGAUGUCUUCCUUUGUUCUUUGAAUGUGCUAUUCUUCUGUUUUUCUCUUUAUUCUCCUAUAUACUUCCUCCCAUUCCCCACUUUCUUUCUUUCUUUCUUUUUCUUUUCUUUCUCUCUCUCUUUCUUUCCUUCUUUCCUUCCUUCUUUCUUUCUCUCUCUCUCUGUCUCUCUCUCUCUCUCUCUGAGAGGCAUUGAAUUAUGUUUUCAGUAGUACAGGCUUCUUGCCGAUAUGAAGGGAACUUUUCAGAAAGAGACCUACUCUAGGUCAUUUAAUUUUGAAUACAGUUUCAAUCGUUCAAGUUUUGGAUGGUUUAUAUCUAAUGUGUGUUUCAUUUUUUUGGAAAGCUAUAUUUUGUAUUUAGGAAAUGGUAUACUAUUUUGCUAUUUGUACUGAGUGAGUACAUUGGCAUAAAUAUAGAAAUUUAUAUAUAUACAUAUAUAUAAACUAUUCUUUUUUUGCCACACAUUUUUGUGGUAAAUUUGUGAGUUUGUCUGAUGUUCUACCACAACGUGGCGUCUGAUAACAGUGAGGGGGGGUUUGUUAUGUCUUUACUGAGUAUUUAAGUACCUUUUGAAACAAAUGACGUGUUCAUCUGUAGCCAUUCCAUCAGGCAGUUCCUUGAUGUUAUUAGUGGGCUAAAGGCAGCUUCCUGUGUGUUUGCUGGAUCUUUCACUCAGCAAAAAGUUAAUGAGUAAGGAAACCUAUUGAGACAGUUGUGUCAAGUGGUGUUUCACAAGAAUGAGCCAUUCAGUCUUUGCUCACUACGUAUUUAAUAUUUUAUUAUUGUUAUUGUUAAUUGGCUUUCUGUAUUCUAUGCCUUUUAUUUAUAAAAACACUAAAAAUCCCCAUGUUUGUAAUUUUAAUAACAUUUUUCCCAUCUUGUAAUAUCCAGAGCUACUUUAUAAAUUCUCUGAACAAAAAGUAUUUUUCUCAAUAUAUCUCCUUCCCUGUCCCCAGUCAGGAAAAAUUACCCAAUAUAGUUCAGGUUUUGAGAAGAAUCAGCCACACAAUCCAGUGCUUCGGUUUUAAAAUGUAAAACUCUAAACCCUAGAGGGCUCCCUAUAAUGUCAGAGAAAUCAAACCCAGCAGGUAUUAAAAAAAAAAAAAACAGGGCCAGGGAUUUAGCUCAGUGGUUCUGCCGCCUGCAAGGUCCCAAGUCCGAUCCCUGGUACCAAAAACAAAAACAAAAAAACCCAAAAAAACUACAUUUAUUUCUGAAUUUUCUUCUGAGAAUGUGUAGGAUACUCAAGAAGUCUAUUUGUUCAAGUUCCAAUUAGAAUGUGUGUUAAUACUGCACCAUGAAUGGUGACAAGAAGACUGGCUUGUGUGGUGCUUCUGUUCUGUGGUUUAGCAAGAGGUUUAUCCUUACAAAGUACUGAUUGGCAAUGCCAAGUCACUGGGACCAAUUUUCUGUUUUAUAAUACCUAGGUUUAGAACAGAAGAUACACCUGAACCGUAGUGGUUUGAUUGGAUGGAGGCAUAAAAUCCAAUUUUUAUUGUCAUAAAUUUUGUGGUUAUUUAUACAAGGGCUGUGAUAUGCUACCAUAUUCUUAGUCAAUAAUGAUAGUUUUUUGUUUUUUUACAUUAUUAAAUGUUCCUUACCCCUAAAGGUCAAUGUUAAAUUCAACAUUCAAUAUAUAAUUUGGUCACAAAGAGUAUUUGUCUUUUAAUUGAAGAGUUAGCUCAGUGGUUGAUACUUAUUCUAAUAAUGCAGUUUCCUAAUUACGUUUACACGUUGCAGCUGGAAACUGCAGAAAACUCAGUGAGCCAGCAAAGGCCUUGGAAACAACACUUUAUUAAUUUAUGGCAGAAAGACCAAAAUAAACUGUGAACCACAUUUUUUUAUGCUGUUACAUUCAUUUAUUCUUGCUUUCAGCAACUCACACAAAUGCUUGGAGCUUAUCUCAUUGUCUUUCUCUGUCUUUCCAUGUGAGUUACUCCUUCUUAUCAUUCCAUUAUAUAUCUACACCAGUAGAAGAUAGUUAGAAAUCAUAUUUUGCUUCUCAGUUUUAUCAUAUUAAUAUGAUAAGAGUAUCAGGUUACUUAUGAUUUAGAAUAUCAUGUUGUUAUUUAGCCAAUGAAAAUCUGUUUUACCCAGUCUCCCUAGAACAGGUUUCAAAGGGCUUUGUUCAUUAUAGAAGCAGUUUUUGUAAGGGGCCGGCUGGCCUGCCUGGCUGCCUGCCUUCUUGCCUUCUUGCCUUCCUUUCUUCCUUUCUUCCAUCCUUCCUCCCUCUCUCCUCCCUCCCUUCUUCUCUCCCUUCCUCCCUGUUCUUAUUCCUUCUCCUCCUUCUUUUCUUUCCUCUCAUUUUCCUUCCAUCCUAAUUUGCUUUUUUUUUUUUAAUAUAAUGUGCUUGAAAUUUCAAUAUAGUGUAUUUCUUGCCCAUGAAAACCUUGGCUAAUCUACCCAUGAAAAAGUGUCAGAGGAAGGUGAUGCAUCUGUGUCCCUUCAGAACUAAGAUAAUUCAUUCCUUUUGACCUUUUAAGCCAUCUUAAAUGCUUGCUUCAGAAAAGUGAAAUCUUAGAUACAUCAACAAAGACCAGAAAUAAAAUGAUUUACUAAUUAAAUUUAGCAGAGUUAUAAAUAUUCAUUAGGAGUAAUCUGAGAAUUUUUCAUCUUCCUGGUGAAAUUUUCUGGUCUAGUAUCUAUUUCUUAACUGAUUAUUUAAACUAAUUAGAAAUUAUAUGGGACCUAUUAGCUUUAACUCUGCAUCUUGACCAUAGGUUUCAUCCCUAACCAAGACACCAUUUUAUAACUGCAUGCCUUUGGCUAUUAGGAAGGAUUUAACAAGAGAGAGACUGUAAUCCAGCAGAUAGAUUAGAGGAAUAACUCAGGACAGUGUAUAGCUCAGUGGUAGAGCACCUGCCUAGCAUGUGCCAGACCCUGGGUCCCAUCCCCAGCAUUACCAAAAGAAAAAAGAAACUCAGUAUAUACCCUAGUAAGUGGAUUAGUAGAAUCUCCUAACAUAUAUUAUAAAAGAGGUUUUCCCUUCUGCCUAUUUGUGUCACUAGAGCUAAAUUGUAGAGAUAUUGUUCUUAAUGUAGUAAAUAUCAGAAUAAUCUGCAUUAUCAUUUGAAUAUCCCAGUGCUCUAAUUACUUUUUAAAGCUCUUUAUUUUCAUAUUAUUUUAAGUCUCAUUUAUUAAUAAAAUUCUUUUUUUAUUUUUUAGCAUUAAUGUUUUAUAUUUAGAUUAAAUGUUUAUGGAAAAGUGCCUUUUUACCAUGAUAGUGCCCCUUUCUUAUUUCAUUUUUCACUGUUGCCAAAAACAUGUAAAGAACUGGUUUUUCAUUAAGUCCCAACUUUUACUUCAUAAGUUCCUUUGACUUAAGAAUAGCAGGAGAGAUGCAUUGCUAGAAUUUGUCCUUAAGUAAAAGAUUACUGGUUAGGCUAAUAUAAAUUUGUCUUCAUUUCAACUAACAAUAGGUUUUACCUUAAUACUAGUGAAAUUUUUUUACUAUGUGUGUGAGAUGACAUCUAAACAAAUGGGUGGGUAUAAAUUGCAGGAAGGAACUGUAAAACAUUUUUUUAUGAUCUUAGAUAGAUGCAAAUAAAUCACUAAAACAUAGGUUAGGCAAGGCAUGAUGAUGUCAGUUUUUCUAUGGCAAAGCAGUUCGUUAUAGUGCACUUCUUGCCCAUCUGAGUUUCAGUAAUUUGCCUAAGAAAAUGUGUCAAAGGGAAUAUGGAAAAAGUUAGAGCUGAGUCUUUUCAGGCCUAAGAAAAUAAUUUCUUUUUACCAGAUAUAGUUGGAUUGAGAGUCUUUCUGGGUUUGUUAAUUUUGUUUUUCUUUCAGCCCCUCACCACAGGGAUGGUGCUUGUAGAAAGGGCCAUCAACAGCAGGUUAGGACUGUAGUACCUUUGUGAUAGAGCUCCCUUCCACAUGGAGAGAUUUUUGUGACUGUUAGUGGCACUGAAGUCUAUAAACCUUUAUGCAAUAUUCUUAAUAACCUGUUGACAUUAUGCACUUUAAUCAUUCCAAAGUAGCCAAAAAUACUAUAUAGUAAUGAUUCUUUCCUAAUGAAUGCAUCUUAACUAUUUACUGUGUCCUUUUUUAAUUUGAAUAUCUGACUUGGUGUAAGUGUUAAUGUGUAUAUUCUCUGAAAUAACUUUAUAGUGGGACUUAAAAAUGUAGUGGGCUAUAAAAGAGAAAUUAUUGCACUUUAACAAAUCAUUUUAGAAACAUUAAAAUGUUACUAAUCUAUAUGUUUGAGAAUUAAUUAAAACCCAACCACUUUCCUGUAUAUUUUGUGUCAUAUAUAUAAGAACAUUAUAGUAUGAACUUUUCUACAUGUAAACCAAUGGUUCUAAAAGUAUGAUCCUCAGCCCCCAGCUAGCAUCGGUGUCAACUGGAAACUAGUUAGAAAUGCGCGUUCUUGGACGUUAUCCUAGACAGACUGAAAUGGAGCUGAGCAGAUUGUUUUAACAAGCCCUCCAGGUUGUUCUGAUGCACACUAAAGUUUAGAAUCAUUGGUAUAAAAUAUAUCUAGUGAGAGCGAGAAAGUUUCUUUUCCUACUCAUGGAGAUAAGAUUAUACAUUGUCCUUUAUGUAAAUUCAGCUUAGUGGGUUAUCUAUAAUCAUUUAUUGGCAAUGAUAAUUUAUUCUCAGUACUGCCUGAGAAACACAUAUAUUUUAUGUAUACAGUUAAUCUGGUUAUUGAUAAUUCAGUUAACUUGGUUUGGCACUUUCCUACCACUUACUAAAAGUUUACAUUAAAUGACUAAUUUAAAUAUAUAGGUGCAAUGUUCAGUAUUUCUUUUGUUACCACAUUUAAGUAGCUCAGAUAAUUAAUGGGUGCUAACUUCUCCUGUUUAUCUAUAAUAUGGGUACAUUGUAGGCAGUGUAAUACAAGCUUUCUUUUCAUUGCCUCUUAUUUUACUAGCAGACCACAAUUUUAUUGUGGCUAGAUCAACUCUCAGAACAAAAUUAUCAUUCCUUAUAAUUAUAUUUGUAUCUGAAAUAGUAAAUAAGAUGGCUGGUGGGUCUAACCCAGCACCUUAUAUAAUUUCUUCUUUUAAUAGAUAAAACUUCUUUAAAUAUAGCUUAUGUCAUACAAGAAUGUUGCAGUAGAGAUACAGGUAUCCUUGGAGUUUAUGUUUCAGAUAAGAGUUGUUUACUAAAAUAAAUAUUAAACAAGAUAAUGCAUUAUAUAAUUUGGGCAUUUUUCCCUUUUCAGUUGUUAGCAUCAUGGUAAAUGUAAACUAGCCACAAGAUAAAUAGAUUUAUUCAUUUUAAUUUCCUUGUCUAGUUCAGUACUUCCAUAAGUAUUCUAAUCUUCCACUGUUUACAAAUCACCAAUUAAUUAGCUCAUGAAAGAAAAAAUUCACUUUUCAGAUUAAAAGUAAGUUCAUAAUCAUUUUCUAAAAAUCACCACUGCUAUCCUUCCUUAUUACUGGCAGUGGAAGUUUAAGUGGCUUAUUCUACAAGCUUUGGUGCUAGUGAAUUCAUAGGCAAACUAUUGGGAGAUGCUCUAGUUACAUUCCUCCUUUCUUAUUCCCUUUUCCCUACUUUAUUACAUAAUACUGUAUAUUCCUCUACCCAAAGAAUUUUACCCUGAUUCUUCUCAACCCCAAUUUGUAAUAACCUUUAAAAUUUUUAUGUUUAACCCUGUUACCCCUACUUGCUUACUCUCCUUCAUUCUUUCCCCUCACCCUUAGAAAUCAUCUGCCUGGUUUGUAGAGACUGCUUGCUUAUUAUUAUUUUAGCUAGUGCACCUCAGGACAGCAUACACACAAACAUACACAUAAAAGAUCUCAGAUGUGUGAGAAAGGGAUUGGGAUCAGACUUCUGUGUCCAAUAAGAACUGUCCUUGCCAAGUGUAGUGGCCCAUGCCUGUAAUCCCAGCACUGGGAGGCUGAGGCAGGAGGAUCACUACAAGUUUAAGCCCAGCCUGGGCUACAUAGUGAGUUCAGGGCCAGCCUAAACUACAUAGAGAGACCCUAUCUCAAAACAAAUAAAAAACAAUAAUAACUGUCCUCCAUUGAAGUGAUCAUGACCUAACUAUUAACAGGCUGAUUCCAAAAAACUUGCUCAUUUCUUUUGCUCUAAUGAAUGUACCUACUCACCUUCUUCCCUUUCUUCCAAUGAUAAAAACUUGCUCAUUUCUUUUGCUCUAAUGAAUGUACCUACUCACCUUCUUCCCUUACUUCCAAUGAUAAGCUCCAAGUGGUUGCUACUUUUUUGACAACUUUUUACUCAGUUUCAUUCAUGUCUUUUACUUAAUCUUUAAGUAUAUUAUGAAUAGUUCAUGAAUCUGUUCUCAAGUGGUUUAGCUAUCUUUCUGCCAUUUUAAUUUUUAAUUUUAUUUGCUUGAGCACACUGAUCAACCACUGAACUGCCUUCUUCUAUUGUCCUGCAGUGAUAUAAAGGUUACAUUUUUGUGUAUAUGGCUUUCAUAGUAGGGAUUUCAGAGCACUGACACCAGAUAUUUUGAGUUUGUUCUCUGGGGGAAUUUCAUUUGCAUCUAUGUUUUUAGCUAUCUGUGAUAACUUGUUAAAUAUUAAAAAGAUAUUUUGCUUCUAUUGGAACAUUUGUAUACUCGCAACUAUAUUUCUGUAAACAGCUGCAGUCAAAAAUAAAACAUUGAAAGUUUUCA